Messenger RNA from Oryzias latipes (Japanese medaka), 373 nucleotides. RefSeq names its product ribosomal protein L29 (gene rpl29). The record is from RefSeq and is a predicted model, not a curated record. Gene Ontology annotation, cellular component: cytosolic large ribosomal subunit; ribosome. Gene Ontology annotation, biological process: cytoplasmic translation. Gene Ontology annotation, molecular function: structural constituent of ribosome. Lineage: Eukaryota; Metazoa; Chordata; Actinopteri; Beloniformes; Adrianichthyidae.
UACUCGAUGACCCUCCCCUUUCUUUUACACUCGGCGCAGGAAGUUGCUCUUUCUCUUCCGGUUGUCGUCUGUACGUGUGACAGAUUCUUAAACGUCGAUAUGGCAAAGUCGAAGAACCACACAACUCACAACCAGUCCCGCAAAGCCCAUAGAAACGGCAUCAAGAAGCCCAGGUCUCAGCGUUAUGAGUCCCUAAAAGGGGUGGACCCCAAGUUUCUGAGGAAUAUGCGUUUUGCUAAGAAACACAACAAGAAAGGCAUGAAGGCAGCAAGGAAAGCAGCCCAGCAGAAAUAAGCCACUUUCCCGUUUCUCGACGCUUAGCUUUCUGUGUCAUGUUUCCAUGAGCAAAAUAAAGCAAUGCUUUCAGAAAACA